AUGACCAACCUCACAGUUAUUCUUGUUAUCUACGUCAUCACCUUCCUGCUUGGCUUCCCUUCCAACCUCCUGUCCUUCUACACAUUCUUAAUGAAAGUCCGCAAGAAGCCAGCCCCCAUAGACAUCCUCUUGCUCAACUUGACUUUGGCAGACAUCAUCCUCCUGGUUUUCCUUCCCCUCAAAAUGGUGGAGGCUGCCCAAAACAACAUGUGGCCUUUCCACAGGGCCCUCUGCACUAUCACUAGCUGCACCUUCCACAGCAGCCAAUCCAUCAGCACCCUUUUCCUCACGGCCAUCAGUGUGGACCGCUACCUGGGGGUGUCGUUUCCCAUCCAGUACAGGCUGAAACGCAAGGCAGCCUACGCGGUGAUGGCCAGCAUCUUCAUCUGGAUAUUUGUCGCCUCCCACUGUGGCACUGUCUUCAUCGUGAGGUCCCUCCGCAAUGAUUCAAUCCCGUCUUCCCAGCGCCCUUCCAACCACGUGGUGUGCUUCAGGGCAUUCAACGAGCAGCAGAAGAGGAUCAUCUACCCCUUCCGGCUCGAAAUCUGCAUUGUCCUCUUCUGCAUCCCUUUCGCCAUCACCUUCUUCUGUUACGUCAACGUGAUCCGCAUCCUGGCCUCCCUGCCUAAUGUCAAGGCCCGCAAGAAACAAAGGGCCAUGGGCUUGGCUCUGUUCACUUUGCUCAAUUACGCUCUUUGCUUUGGCCCCUUUAACAUCUCCCACAUCUUUGGAGUGAUCUAUUACGAAGACCCUAGCUGGAGAGAAUAUGCCUUUGCCCUCACCUCCUUCAACACCUGCUUGGAUCCUUUCAUCUUCUUCUUCUCGUCCAACGCCAUCCGACAGAACGUCAGUGUUUGCUGGGCUGGCCUGUACCGCCGAGUCCGGCCAGUUUUAUCAUGCUGCUCUUUGCCUUGCUGCAAGGAGCCCAGAGACAAUGAUGAAGGAGCAGGAGCUGUCGGAUUAUCUACUUCAAGUGGACCGGGAGGGACUGGCGCACCCACUGAAUCCUCCUCCUCCUGUGGCCACGCUGCAAAGAUCUGGGAAGUCAGCACACUGAACACUGAGAGAGAAGCAUACUGCACCAAGUUCCAAGGACAUAUGGAGGACUAG
Messenger RNA from Gekko japonicus, 1110 nucleotides. Its product is annotated as free fatty acid receptor 2-like. NCBI's taxonomy places the organism in Eukaryota, Metazoa, Chordata, Lepidosauria, Squamata, Gekkonidae. Gene Ontology annotation, biological process: cellular response to fatty acid; G protein-coupled receptor signaling pathway. Gene Ontology annotation, molecular function: G protein-coupled receptor activity. Bases 1 to 1110 code for a protein of 369 amino acids. The transcript has a single exon. The record is from RefSeq and is a predicted model, not a curated record. Gene Ontology annotation, cellular component: plasma membrane.